Molecule: messenger RNA, 720 nt
Organism: Vitis riparia (riverbank grape)
Lineage: Eukaryota; Viridiplantae; Streptophyta; Magnoliopsida; Vitales; Vitaceae
Product: putative receptor like protein 25
Exons: 1
Coding region: 1-720 (239 amino acids)
Molecular function (GO): protein binding
Source: RefSeq, a predicted model, not a curated record
AUGGCUCAGGAGCAUAACAUGGAUAUGUAUUCUUUGCAUCACAAUGGGACUGUCUCUCGGUAUGAUGAAAGAUUGAUUGUGAUUACAAAAGGCCAAAGUCUUGAAUACACCAGGACUCUUUCUCUUGUUGUUAGCAUCGAUCUAUCCGACAAUAAUUUAAGUGGAGAGUUUCCCGAGGGAAUAACAAAAUUAUUUGGUUUGGUGUUUCUAAACUUGUCCAUGAAUCACAUCAUUGGUCAAAUUCCUGGAAGCAUUUCAAUGUUGUGUCAAUUGUCCUCUCUUGAUCUAUCAAGCAAUAAGCUUUCUGGCACCAUUCCUUCAAGCAUGCCCUCGUUGACAUUCUUGAGUUAUUUGAAUCUAUCAGAUAAUAAUUUCUCUGGUAAGAUCCCCUUUACAGGGCAAAUGACAACUUUCACAGAGUUGGCCUUUGCUGGAAACCCGAAUCUUUGUGGAACUCCACUAGUCACAAAAUGUCAAGAUGAAGAUCUAGAUAACAGACAAAGUGCUCUUGAGGACAAAAUUGAUGGUAGCUAUGUUGAUCAGUGGUUUUACUUGAGCAUUGGUUUGGGAUUUGCGGUGGGUAUUUUAGUUCCAUAUUUUGUUUUAGCAAUAAGAAGAUCUUGGUGUGAUGCCUAUUUUGAUUUUGUGGACAAAAUUGUCAAAUGGCUACUGAUCAGAAGAAGAGUGACCGAUGCCAAAAAUCAUGCUCGAAGGCAAUAA